Messenger RNA from Amoebophrya sp. A120, 1017 nucleotides. The record is from the annotation of a GenBank genome assembly. NCBI's taxonomy places the organism in Eukaryota, Dinophyceae, Syndiniales, Amoebophryaceae.
CGAAAAGAUGACGCUGUUAAUUCUAUUUGUCAAAGUAUGGAUCACACCUACUCAGCCAGUAGAAUUGCAAAAGAACCUUGCACAUGGUGCGCACUUGAAAUAUCGGUAUCUACUUACAAACUCUGAUUUCUAAAGCUUUUUCUUCAUUUGCUCUCUGUCUCGUCGCUUUGUGGAAAAUCGAGCGAAGCCACAUCAUUCACACAGGAACCCUGCUAUUUGCCUUGGCAAAAUAGUCUCGGUUUUGAAUCUCAGCCUCGACUUGUCGUCGUUGUUGAAAUUUUUCUUUCUCGAAAAUACUUUAAACUUGACACAAGAUAGCGUUUGCUUUACACGACUCCUGCUAAACAGUACUUGAAAAAGCCACUGUUGUGUCUGUUUUUCCACCAUUUCAUUCUAUCAGAACCAGAAUGGGCAACCUGUGUUGUGCUGAGGGCCGCGCGGGCAAGACCAGCGCCCGUGGCAGCGGAUCCGGGUCCAAGAAGUUUGACAUGACGGGCGGGAGCGGGGUCAGUGGCUCCGGGUAUCAAGUGCAAAAAUGUCUGGGUCUGGAAACUUGUAAUGCUAAAAGUGAAUGAUAGAGAUAGACGCACUGCAAUACGCAGCUACGCAUGACAAAUUUUUUGGCCUCCAUGUCUUACGUAUUCCGCAUGGCAAACUGCGUUUUAUUUGCAUGAAAGGUAAUAGGGCCUUUUGGUGCCUAUGCAACACAGAUUCUCGAAUUAUGCCAGACAAUCAUGACAAAGUUGCAUUCUUCCAGACCCAGACAACAUUUUUACAUUUGAUACCGGGACCGGAUUCGCGAUUCCGCCGGAGAUGUAUUCCGCCUCGACCACGGCCUCUUCUACCCCCGCGGGCAAGCGCGCCGAGGGGGAGCAGGCGCAGCGCAAAUCCUCGAAGGGGAAGGGAAAAGUCGGCGGGAAAAUGAAGGGACCGGAAGGGGAAGCGAUGCUGGCGGGACAGGCGUACAACUGGAAAAGUAAGGGCGGAAAGCAGGGGUAUAAGAAAGGGAAGAAGUAA